Molecule: messenger RNA, 716 nt
Organism: Camponotus floridanus (Florida carpenter ant)
Lineage: Eukaryota; Metazoa; Arthropoda; Insecta; Hymenoptera; Formicidae
Product: RING finger protein 113A-like
Exons: 5
Coding region: 237-683 (148 amino acids)
Biological process (GO): snoRNA splicing
Cellular component (GO): U2-type spliceosomal complex
Molecular function (GO): metal ion binding
Source: RefSeq, a predicted model, not a curated record
CGUCGAAGAUCUACAGUUCUGCUGCACUUUGUCUUCUGCACUCUGCAUCCGCCUUUUAAAAAGAACGAUAUAGAAAAUGGUCUUGUUUAGGAAACGUAAAAUUCGUUGCAGAACGCGAAAAGAAGCGAAUAAUGAUAGCAGUGAGGAUGAAAUUACGAUGAUUAAAAAGGAGAAAAAACAAGAUCAUAAUCCAUCUUCAACAUGAAUUAGAAGGAAAAAAUGACAAAAAGAAAGACAUGGCAUCCAUUGAAAUGGUACGUAAAGUACCAAUUAGAGCGUCCAUUAACUAUCUUAGAGCAACUGUAAGACGGGACUACCAGCCCAAUAUCUGCAAAGAUUAUAAAGAAACUGGUAUAUGUGGAUUUGGAAAUAGUUGUAAAUUUCUUCAUGACCGGGCCGAUUAUAAAUUGUCAUGGCAAUUGGAAAGAGAUACUGAUGAAGAAUGUGAUGAAAAUGGAGAUAUAGAUGAUAAAAAGUUUGAGAUUGAAAACAGAAGGCAAACUUGCCAUUUAAGUGCUGUAUUUGUAAAAACAAUUUUGAUAACCCAAUUACAAGAUGUAAGCAUUAUUUUUGUGAAAAAUGUGCUUUGGGACAAUAUAGAAAAAGUACACGAUGUUAUGUUUGUAAUACUCAAACUAAUGGCACUUUUAAUCCUGCAAAAGAAAUUGCACGAACUAAAAUGAAAGAAAAGGGAAAAAUAAUUAUAGCAAGAGAAG